Molecule: messenger RNA, 1303 nt
Organism: Branchiostoma belcheri (Belcher's lancelet)
Lineage: Eukaryota; Metazoa; Chordata; Leptocardii; Amphioxiformes; Branchiostomatidae
Product: homeobox protein Hox-B2-like
Exons: 2
Coding region: 91-705 (204 amino acids)
Biological process (GO): regulation of DNA-templated transcription
Molecular function (GO): DNA-binding transcription factor activity, RNA polymerase II-specific; DNA binding
Source: RefSeq, a predicted model, not a curated record
GUCCAACUAUCCGAAAUAAGAACCCAAGUGGCUAGAAACUUUUUACACUUAUCCCUUCCUAAAGGGAUUUUAUAUUGUCGAUUUUUAACCAUGGAUGCUCCACGGGAAAGUGGGUUUAUAAAUUCGCACCCUUCGUUGGAGGAAUUCAUGGGUUGUCUACCUAUCAGUGGAGACUUUCUCAACCCAUCAAUCACCGACAGGACGGCUGAGGACGGGGAGACGUGGCCUGCUCUCCACCCUACAACUUGCCUCCAGCUGAACUCUGACCUCUCGCCAACUCAGCCCGCCAACAUCGCAGACUUUCCUUGGGUGAAACUCAAAAAAUCCACCCGAACACGCUCUCCUGUCGACAACAUUGAAGAAGCAGACGAUUUAAUCGCACCCACCGACCAUGUGACUAGUUCACGUCGACUGCGCACAGUUUUCACCAAUACUCAACUUCUGGAGUUAGAAAAAGAGUUCCACUACAACAGAUAUGUGUGUAAACCACGGCGGAAGGAGAUCGCCAACUUUUUGGAGUUAAACGAACGUCAGGUGAAAAUUUGGUUCCAGAAUCGACGAAUGAGACAAAAGAGGAGGGAUACGAAGGGCCGGAGUGAGGCGGUGCAGGGAGCGGGGGCUACCGCUGAGCCGGCAGAUGGUGACCGGGCGGAGACAGGUUCCCCAGACGGGGGUACAGUAGCCUGUCCCCGGCCCCAGGGGUGACCAGGCCCCGGUGGACUAAGACGGGCAGCAAACCAGAUGGACGGAGUGGACUGACCACUAUACACGACCAGAAUGAAGAGUCAACUUUUGUAGAGAGAUAUUAAAUACACGUACCUACAUUGGCAAAGUUCUCUUAUUCACAGAAAUUGGACAAAAAUGUUUUAAAAAACUGUUGAGCGGUACAGGUUACGGCAGAAAUAUGUAAAUUGUGCAUAUAAAUAUUAUUAUAGAUUUUGUAUAAUAGCCUCGCUUUGCAUUUAGUUCACUUUCAGAAGCCAUAGUAUCCGAUCGCUUAGUAUUCGUGACUAUUUUUAAGCCUUUUAUAAACAUUAAAUAUUGUACAUUUUUUUCGAAGACUCUAGACAUAGGUAAGAUAAUCAGAGAAUAAUUUUGUAUCAGGCAUACGUAGCAUGUAUAGACUAGAACAGUUAUGUCGUAUAGUAUGUUCAACGUUUUAAAACUCUCCAAAGUUUAAGGGUUCUCUUUAUGAAUUAUCGUGUAUAAGUGGUAAAACACUAUAAUAUUUUUUCUUGCCAUGUAUGAGUGAUAUACUAUACUUGUCAAUGAUAAGAAACAAUAUAACUGUAUUUAAUUUUAA